AUGUUGUUGAGGGGGAAGACGGUUUCUAAAAAAACGGGGAAAAGUUUUUGUUCCUUGCUGUUUUUCUUGCUGUUGAUAGCAGAAUCGCAGAUGGUUUACGUGAGUAAAAAAUGUAACAAAGAGAAUCAUGAAAAUCUACCUGAUGUGAAAGGUAUUUGUAAACCUUCAUCACCACAAAAAAUUCCUGGAAUCAUCCAUGCCAAAAAUCUGCAAGAGCAUUUUGCAACAUUUGAAGCAAAAUAA
Molecule: messenger RNA, 243 nt
Organism: Clunio marinus
Lineage: Eukaryota; Metazoa; Arthropoda; Insecta; Diptera; Chironomidae
Source: the annotation of a GenBank genome assembly